Messenger RNA from Penicillium longicatenatum, 1023 nucleotides. Its product is annotated as Aldo/keto reductase. Gene Ontology annotation, cellular component: cytoplasm. The transcript has 2 exons. The record is from RefSeq and is a predicted model, not a curated record. Lineage: Eukaryota; Fungi; Ascomycota; Eurotiomycetes; Eurotiales; Aspergillaceae. The coding region runs from base 1 to 1023 and encodes 340 amino acids.
AUGGCCGCUUUCAAGACACUACCAACCCGCCGGCUAGGAAAUGGCCCUCUGGUUCCUCGACUAGGCCUCGGCCUCAUGGGAUUUCGUGGCACGUAUGGCCAGUCCUUCCUUUCGCAUGAAGAGAUGCUUGAAUUCCUAGAUGAGGCGUACAAAAGAGGCGAGCGAUUUUGGGAUACAGGUGGGUUUCAAGCAAUAUGCAAACAGAGGAAAACAAUACUGAAGCUGUCUCAAGCCGAUGAGUAUGGCGAUUCCGAAGCCAUAAUAGGAAAAUGGUUUGCCGCAAACCCUGGAAAGCGUCAGGACAUAUUCCUUGCCACGAAAUUUGGUAUUGUGCACACUCCCACGCCACCUGGAUUCACCAUGAAUUCGACGCCUGAGUAUUGUCGCACUGCUAUUGAGGCCUCCCUUGGCCGACUUGGAGUCCCCUGUGUUGAUCUGUAUUAUGUCCAUCGCUUGGAUAAAGUCACCCCAGUCGAAAAGACCAUGCAGGUGAUGGUCGAGCUCAAGGAUGCCGGCAAGAUCAAGCACAUCGGCUUGAGUGAAUGUAGCGCGGAAUCUUUGCGUCGCGCGUAUGCUAUUCAUCCGAUUACAUGUGUGCAGAUGGAGUACAGUAUCUUCUGUACGGAAAUCGAAUCUCCGCAGCGAAAGUUGCUGGAGACGGCACGGGAGCUGGGGGAAGACAUCAGCAGGCUUGGUGACAAGCGCAGAAUUUUGCCAUGGCUUCAAGAGGGCAAUAUUGAGCAGAAUGUGGCUCUCGUCAAUGAGAUAGCUGCACUUUCUAGGGCGAAAGGUGUGACGACACCGCAGCUUGCUCUUGCUUGGUUGCUUGCCCAAGGAGAUGACAUAUUUCCUAUCCCCGGGGCUUCUAAGACUCAGCGCUUAGAGGAGAAUUUGAAAAGUCUCUUUAUAUCUUUGUCCGAGGAAGAGGAGAAGAAAAUCCGCCAGCUGGGUGAGAAAGUUGCCGGUGGCCGCUUUCAGGCUAUGACUGGGUAUGACUUUGCAGACACACCAGCUUUGGAAUAA